Messenger RNA from Liolophura sinensis, 2047 nucleotides. Its product is annotated as UPF0489 protein C5orf22 homolog. The transcript has 7 exons. NCBI's taxonomy places the organism in Eukaryota, Metazoa, Mollusca, Polyplacophora, Chitonida, Chitonidae. The record is from RefSeq and is a predicted model, not a curated record. Bases 74 to 1792 code for a protein of 572 amino acids.
GGAAAUUAGUCACCACCUGAUUACAGAUUCACAGUUUGUUGAAAUUUUGGUGUGAUUGACUUGAUGAAUAGCUAUGGAGAGAAAGAGGCUCCCUUUGGUAGUAACAGAAGACCACCAUGAGGUACUGCCUCACAUUUAUCGUGGGAUAGGAGCAAAGCGUCUACCCUUCUCUAACCUGACCAUGAUACAUUUUGACUCUCACCCAGAUCUGCUGAUUCCUGCUCAGAUGUUGGCUGACGACACGUUUGAUAAAAAUGUCCUCUUUGAGACAAUGAGCAUAGAGAACUGGAUCGUACCAGCUGUGUAUGCUGGGCACAUUGACCAUGUGAUCUGGGUCAAGCCACCCUGGUGUGAACAAAUGAAGGACAUGCACACCAGAUUUUAUGUGGGCAAAUGUUCGGAAACUGGACGUAUCAGAGUUUCCUCCAGUGAAAACUACUUUCUGAGUGAAACCCUGUAUGCUGAUGAGGAAACCCUGAUGAACAAAAAGUUGUUUCACCUCUCAGUGCUGACUCUAAAACCUCGCUUGUGGGAAUCACUCUCAUCGUGCGAGGAUGUUAUCACCAAGGAAACCAGCGACCCUAAGUGCAAGCGCGCUGACGCACUCCGAUCAUCUGAUAGGCAAAGUAGUGAAGUUGAAUCUGGUGGGGAAAAAACAGGAACAAAAUCCAGCGGUUCGUUAGAUGUCACAGAGUCUGACAGUUUGCCCAUUGACAGCAGUGCAAGGGGAGAUAAUUCAUCCACAGAAAGAUGUCCCAGAAAAGCAGUUUGUGACAAUCGUGCUACAGAUGGUUCUAUGACAAUUUCUACCUCUACUUCUUGUCUUUUGGAGAAAAGACCUCAGAAAAGGCUAGGAAAUGUUAAUAAUGUGACGUCAAAACAUGAUGAUGAUGAAAGUUUGGUGAAAGUUUCAUGCAAAAUGCCAAAACUUUUGUCAGAGGAGAAAGAGGCUUGUUAUUCACAGUGUGUUGAACACAGCAAACUGAGUAUUGAUAAAUCAGGGAUAAAUUCAGGGAAUGUUUGUAAUUGUGAAAUAAGUCACAAUGGAGAACUGGUACAUAAAGAGAUGGGGAGUAAAUGUGAUACAAGAGCUGAAAAUGAAGAAAGGAUAGAUCCGAGUCAGGUGUCACAGGAAUGCUCAGUUUUUCUACAGGAUCUACAGGAUUCCCUGACAAAACUGGUUCAAGGGAAGCAGUAUAUUUUAGAUAUUGACCUGGACUUCUUCUCUACCCUGAACCCAUUCAAGACUAUGCUGACUGAUUUUCAGUACAGGACUUUACGAAAACUGUACCAGUUCAAACCCCCCAGCUCUAAUGAUAAGCAGGACAUUAAUGAAUGUUUACAGAGAAGGAAAGACCAGCUUGAUCAGCUGAAAUUAGCCAUUGUCAACAGGAACCCAGAGCUGGCUGCAGAAGAGAGGGACCUCAUAGCAGACCUGCUAGCUGAUCUUGAGAGAUCAGGGAAGGAUACUGGAAGAGCUGUCGACCUUGAGCUGAUCCAUGAGGCUGGUUGUACGUGUGAUGAUACAGAGCUACCUCAUCACAAGAGUUCUGAUGAAGAGAUACAGCACCUGGUGGCAUGCGUGGAACACCUCCUGGGUUACCUCCCCUUACCUCAGAUGAUCACUGUGGCAAGGUCCAGCCAGGAUGACUAUUGCCCUCCAGACCAGGUGGACUUCAUUGAGGAGUUGUUGUUGGAAACUCUCCAUAAUGUCUAUGAUAACCUCUCUGUAACAAAGGACUACAUAAGUGUAGACAACCUAGAGGCUUCUGGAUCAGGGGUACCACAGUGAAUGACAAUCAGAGGCGCACCAAGCAGAGGUGCCUCAGUGGAUGACAAACAGAGGCUCCACACAGGAACAGAAAGCAGAGAUGCCUUAGUGGAUGACAAACAGAGAUGCCACAGUGAACACCAUGCAGAGAUGCCUCAGUGAAUGACAAUCAGAGGCGCCACAGUGAACACCAUGCAGAGAUGCCUCAGUGGAUGACAAACAGAGGCGCCACAGUGAACACCAAGCAGAGAUGCCUCAGUGGAUGACAGGCAGAUG